UUCCCAGCAUGGCAGAGUCCUAGAAUCCGCGCGUCUGUCUGCAGGGAGAGAGCCUGGGGGGAAUCGGGGCGUGACAUGGACUCCAGCCCCUUAUGAAACCUGCCCAAUCUCCCUGCUCCUCUGCCAGGCUGAGGAAUCGCGUCCACGUUUCGCUCCAGAUCGUCCCGUCUUCCAGGAGACAGGGCAGGGGAAUGGCUGUGAUGGAGCCAGCUCAGAUGCCGGUGACCUUCGAGGAGGUGGCUGUGUAUUUCACCCAGGGACAGGGGGCUCUGCUGGACCCCGCCCAGAGAGCCCUCUACAGGGACGUCAUGCAGGAGAACUACGAGACAGUGACGUCGCUGGGAUUCCCCCUUCCCAAACCUGACCUGAUCACCCGGCUGGAACGAGGGGAAGAGCCGUGGAUGCCCGAUCUCCAGGCCUGUGAGGAAAGAGGGAUCCUGAGAGGCACCCACACAGGUGAUGAGAGAGUGAGUGAGACCGAGGAGGGGAACCAACAGCAGGAAGUUCCUGGGCACAGGGAAUCACAGGGGACCUUUGUGGGAAGACCCCAUAUGUGCUUAGACUGUGGAAAAAGUUUCAUGCGGAGGUCAGACCUUGUUAAACAUCAGGCAAUACAUCAGGCAAUCCACACUGGAGAGAGACCCUACAAGUGCUUAUACUGUGGGAAAAGUUUCAUACAGAGGUCAGGCCUUCUUAUACAUCAGACAAUCCACACCAGAGAGAGACCUCAUAAGUGCUUAGACUGUGGAAAAAGUUUCAUACGCAGGUCAGCCCUUGUCAUUCAUCAGGCAAUCCACACUGGAGAGAGACCCCACAAGUGCUUAGAUUGUGGGAAAAGUUUCAUACAGAGGUCACACCUUGUUCUACAUCAGGCAGUCCACACUGGAGAGAGACCCCAUAAGUGCUUAGACUGUGAAAAAAGUUUCAUACGGAGGUCAGGCCUUGCUAAACAUCAGAUAAUCCACACAGGAGAGAAAUCCCAUAAAUGUUUGGACUGUGGGAAAAGUUUCACACAUAGAUCAUAUCUUAUGGCACAUCAGGCAGUUCACACAGGUGAGAGACUCCACAAGUGCUUAGACUGUGGAAAAAGUUUUAUACGGAUGUCAGUUCUUGUCAGACAUCAGGCAAUCCACACUGGAGAGAGACCCCACAAGUGCUUAGACUGUGGGAAAAGUUUCAUACGGAGGUCAACCCUACUUGAUCAUCAGAGAAUCCACACAGGAGAGAAAUCCCAUAUAUGUUUGGACUGUGGGAAAAGUUUCACACAUAGAUCAUAUCUUAUGGCACAUCAGGCAGUCCACACAGGUGAGAGACUCCACAAGUGCUUAGGCUGUGGAAAAAGUUUUAUACAGAGGUCAGUCCUUGUCAGACAUCAGGCAAUCCACACUGGAGAGAGACCCCACAAGUGCUUAAACUGUGGGAAUAGUUUCAUACAGAAGUCAGACCUUGUUAAACAUCAGGCAGUCCACACUGAAGAGAGACCCUACAAGUGUUUAGACUGUGGAAAAAGUUUCAAACAGAGGUCAGCCCUUGUCAGACAUCAGGGAAUCCACACAGAAGAGAGACCCCAUAAAUGCUUAGACCAGAGGUGGGCAAACUACGGCCCGCAGGUCACAUCCAGCCCACAGGACGGUCCUGCCCAACCCGUAAUCUCCCAGCCGAGGAGGCUAGCCCCCGGCCCCUCCCCUGCCCCUAUAUAACAUCAUGAGUGAUGUGGAGAAAGUAGAUAAGGAAAAGUUAUUUACUUAUUCCCAUAAUACAAGAACUAGGGGCCACCAAAUGAAAUUAAUGAGCAGCAGGUUUCAAACAAAUAAAAGGAAGUUCUUCACAUAGCACACGGUCAACUUGUGUAACUCCUUAUCUGAGGAGGUUGUGAAGGCUAGGACUAUAACAGCGUUUAAAAGGGGACUGGAUAAAUUCAUGGAGGUUAAGUCCAUUAAUGGCUAUUAGCCAGGAUGUGUAAGGAAUGGUGUCCCUAGCCUAGGGUGACCAGAUGUCCUGAUUUUAUAGGGACAGUCCUAAUUUUUGGUUCUUUUUCCUAUAUAACCUCCUAUUACCCCCCACCCCCUGUCCCGAUUUUUCACACUUGCUGUCUGGUCACCCUACCCUAGGGCUUGGCUACACUUGAGAGUUGCAGCACUGGUGGAGGCUUUCCAGCGCUGCAGCU
Molecule: messenger RNA, 2167 nt
Organism: Mauremys mutica (yellowpond turtle)
Lineage: Eukaryota; Metazoa; Chordata; Testudines; Geoemydidae
Product: zinc finger protein 436-like
Exons: 6
Coding region: 93-1700 (535 amino acids)
Biological process (GO): regulation of DNA-templated transcription
Cellular component (GO): nucleus
Source: RefSeq, a predicted model, not a curated record